CCGCCCGCAGACCGCCACUCCAUCGCUGCGAGCCCAGGCACGCGCACGCGCCGCGCACCCGCGAUAUUCGCUCCGAUACUAUAUUACAAAGUGACUGAUUAGUGUAAUAAACAUAAUCACGUACCGAUUGAAGCAGUGUCUUCAUUGAGUUAAACAACUGAUAUUUUAAUUGAUACGUCUUUUUGUUAACAUUUUCUCCUAUAAACGGACAAGUGCAUUGAGUAAGUGGAGAAGGCUACAUUCCAAACCGGUGUCGUUCUUUAAUGGACGAGGUGUAUACUACUCUGUGUGUGUUUUAGUAGUUAUCGAGGUGGUGACUGGUUCGGUGUUCGUUGUGUAUAGCUUUUCCAAGUAAACAGUGAUACAGAGAGAGAACCGUGGACUAGAAACUUGUGCAAACACCUCAGUGUAGAGUUCCCUGGCCAUAAUGUGAUAGUGCCAACAAACACUGAGAAGUAUUCUGAAGAAAAAUGGCUCGCGGAACGCUGAGUGAAAACGAGCGUCACUGUUUAGAUGCAGGCGCAAAAAAUCAAUCAGAACGUCUCCAGGAGUCGGAAAAAACACUUAGUGACUGUAAAUCGAACAGACUUAGAGUUCGCUUCCUGGAUGAGGAAGGAAAAACAGAACGGAUGGUCAGUGCUGACGAGGUCGACUGUGCAGUGACACGGGUCAAGAAGAUACACAUUCUUAAGAACAGAAGUUCUAGUGAAACGAGCAUUUUGCUGAGGAACCCGUCUCUCAUGAAGAGGCGCUCCAGUUCCGAACGUCGGUUCAGCGAUGGGUUUACAGAUAAUAUAAACAAUAACAACCUGAAUGAGAACCUGAACGGCAGAAUCAAAACGACCGAGUUUGACAAAACAGAUAAGACUGAAGAAAAUGAUCAAACCAAAGAAGUAAAUGGUCAGAAUUUUAAGAAGAACUGUAAUGUAUACAGUGUAAACCAGGCCAAGACCCUGACUCCAGAGAAGAAAAAGUCGUUACCACUGACUAUGCCGAGACUCAUAGGCCACAAAAUCCAGGAAAAUGGUCAGACCCGGUCGAUACUACCAGCCGAAGGUUGUUUAGCUGAUGCUGCAUCUGGCAAAGACUUCACAGCGCGGGCUAUUGGUCGGUUAUCUCGAGGAAUCGGGAAGCUGCUCCGUCGCACAAACAGUGUGCGCAUCAGUGAUCCCGAUCCUGUGUACAAAGUGGCGUAUCUUGGAAAUGUCCUCACCGGCUGGGCUAGAGGAGCAGUAUGCAAACACGAGAAGUAAAUGUUUCAAUUUAAAUAAAUACAUCGAACAAAGCGAAAGGAAUGUCGAUGUUAAUCAGUAAGAGACUUUCGUUUUAGACGCAUCUGUCAUGCGUCGCUGUGCCCGGUAAUUGGCGAGAUAUCCGAAACGUUCGGGGAGAAACUGAACUAGCGUUAUCAUCAGAUGAUGCUGCAGAUUGCCGCAGUUUCAAAAUAUGUUUAUUGAAUGAUAAUGCGUACUUGAAAAAAGUGGGUGAAGAUCGUGCACUAUUUGAACAGGUGCUCAUAUUUAUUAUACGAUGCAAGCUAGGAGUUUUGGGAAUCGAAGCAAGUUCGCGGUAAAAUGGCUCGGAGAAUCAGAGCUCAAGUUUCUUCCCACGUGACCCACGUGACAUGUGAAUGGAAAUCUCGUCUUGACAACAAUCAAGUCAAAUUGUUUUACGUAUUUUACUACUUUAUUGCUUUUUUUCUUGUUAUCAUUUUGUAAAAUCAAUAAAUUGUUUUAUUAUGAUUAUUAUCCUCAUUCGUUAUAUUAUUCUAAUUGGAAACACUUAUAUCUUUUUGUAUAUUAUUGCCAAUCUAUGAUUAUUACCAACAAAACAAAAAUCCACCCAGUGAUUAAAGACGAUAAACGAAAUAGGUUGUUAGAACCGACAAAGAAAGUAAAUUUCAAAUUCGUAUGUACCAAAGAAAGUAGUAGUCGAUGAAGUGAACAUA
Spodoptera litura is the source of this 1948-nucleotide messenger RNA. RefSeq lists its product as uncharacterized. NCBI's taxonomy places the organism in Eukaryota, Metazoa, Arthropoda, Insecta, Lepidoptera, Noctuidae. The record is from RefSeq and is a predicted model, not a curated record.